Molecule: messenger RNA, 4668 nt
Organism: Naegleria lovaniensis
Lineage: Eukaryota; Heterolobosea; Eutetramitea; Acrasida; Naegleriidae
Exons: 1
Coding region: 1-4668 (1555 amino acids)
Source: RefSeq, a predicted model, not a curated record
AUGCCUCCAUCACCACAACCUUUUCCUCGUUCAUCCACAGCCCCAUCGAGGCUUCUUCUCAGUUCUCAAAAAUUAGGAUUGAUCGGAAAUAAUGUAGAGGGUGGUUAUUUAGAUUCAGCUAAUAUUAUGAACAGUGGAAUGAUUUUACCGUUGAGAUUAGAUUUGGUUGCUUCGGGAAGAGCUCGGAGUAAUAGCAGAGCCAUUGCCCAUGAAACAAGUACCAUAAAUUAUGAAUUAUUUUCGUUAAAAAGAAUUAUUUCUUUAUCAACUGGUACUUAUCCGAUGAAUUCCAGUGAUUAUACGAUUGAUACUUCUCAAUGGGAAGAAAUUUCAAUGAGUCAAUCAUUUUGGAACAAAUAUAUCAUGAAAGAGAAAAAAACAAAUGAUAUUGAUUUUGAUAAACAAUCAUCAUCAGGUGAUAGUAUAGGAAACGGGCAAGGACUAGACAUGUCUGUUAUUUUGGCUAAUACACAAAGCGGAAUUGGUGAUGAGUCGUUUUUUAGUAAUGCUCUCAAAACCAAUUCAAUGAUGUCACCUCGAAGUGGAAGCUCGAAAAAAUCACAAGACAGCUCCAGUAAUUAUUCUUCUCCUUCUCUCAGUAAUACCAAUGUUGCUAAACCAGUAACUUUCAAGAGUGUCAUUUCAGGUGGUACUAACUCUCUGUAUAAUGUCAUUGCCAGCUUGUGCUCGAAUAAUGUCAUAGUGCUGAGAUUUUUUGGUACAGUGAAAUAUCUUGAUAGAGACGAUGAAAAAUAUAAAAUUGUGAAGGGUCAUGAUGAUGAUGAAAUAUCUGAGACAGAAAGUGUUGCUUCCAUAGGCUCUACAAGUAAUGACAUGCAAAAUAAUGCUCAUUUCCGAUAUGAAGAUGAGGAUUAUUCGAACAACAAAUUAUGCUCACCAAUUGUUAGGUGCUUGAGUUACUUCCAUGAAAAUGGCAUUGAGCUCGAAACCAUUGCUAUGGAUGAAAGCGCACGCUGGCUGAGUUGCAUGACAGCUGAUGCUGAUGUUUAUAUAGUACCAAUUUGUAGAUUGUUCUUCCCUUACAAUUCUGAUAACAGUUAUCCCUUCAAAAAGAACCUAGAUGGAGAUGAAGGAAAAGGUUCCAAUCAAUUUCCAUCUCUAUUUGAUUACACUCUUUUCAAGCUGGAAUCUCCUUUAGAAGCGUCUCAAGCAACAACGGUACUGGCAACAGAAGCCUUAAAUUUGAACUUGAUGAAAAAUAUUGAGCUGGUCAUUACAAAUUCGUCUAGCUCAAUCAAGAAGCAUCAGCUCAUUCAAAAAUAUCAACAGCAACACUUGUCAAGUUCUCAGUCCCUGCUGGAAUCCAUUGAAAGAACUGUAGUGACAACCAAUACAAAAACGAAGCGGCAGUACCAACCUGUAAAACAUGGAGAAGUAACAUGCAGUGCAUGGUGGGUCACGUUCUCAAAUCAUCAAUUGAAGAAGUACUAUUUAAUUUAUGGAACUGACAAGGGAUUUUUGGUGUUCCUUAAUUUACACACGUUGAAGGAGGAUGCUGUUGUUGGAGGCUUCAAAUAUGGCAUCAGGAGCAUCAAAAUUGUUUCUGAUGAAAAGUCUGUAAAGUUUGCAUUGGUGACAUGCGGCAAAGGAGCACAUUACAAACAAAUUUUGGAACAGUUGGAUCUCAGUUUACAAACAUUUAGAAAUGUUUGUGACUAUUAUCAAACACAAAACUCUGUUGUAAAUGUGAGUGGAAACAAUAAGGAUGUGAAACGAGAAAUGCACAACGAUUCAGAAGUUUUCAAGCUUCGAAGAUUAGAACAAUUUAACAACGAAGGCUCUCCCUGCUACAUGAACGUCAAGUGGUUUGAAGAAAAACAAUCACACUUAAUUUCAUGCCUAAACAAGGAGAAAAAUAUAUUUUCUCUUUUUGACGUUCAAACCAUUUCUCAAAUUGGAGAACAACUAUCAAGAAAUAAGCGAGAUGAAGCAUAUCCUCUUUUCCAAUACCACCUUGGUGAGUCCACCAGUAUUGUCCAUCCAACCAAUCGACUGCUAUUUUCUCUGCAAAGAGGUGAAGGAGUUGCCUCCAAAAGAGGACUACUAGGAUCUCCUUCAGCAGACGAUACGGAAUAUCAAGAGAGGCUAUUUGUUAUGGGUAGAUCUCUACUUCUCAUGAAUAAUGGACGUAAACAUGGUGGAGUUCUUCAAGAAUUUUUAUUGCCAACCAAUGAAAUGGUUAAAGGAAUGAUGAGUGGAUUUUUGUAUCGAGACGACUGUACCCAUCAAGAAAAAUUUAAAUCUGAGCAUAACUAUGAAAUGGAAGGAGUAUUCUUUUGGACACAGACCGGAAUUUAUGAGAUUCGACAGAAAUACUCCCCUCUCAGAAUUUUUGAAUAUAUUAUUUCCAACAAACAAAAUAUCAUCAAGGACGGUAAUUUGGUAGAUCAAUUUGGACAAACCUUUGAGUUGGAUCUCUUUGCACUUUACGAACAGUAUGCCGAUGAGCGAUUUGAACAGGAAGAUUAUGAUUUUGCAUUUACCCUAUACAAACUCUCUAACGUCAGUGAAGUGAAAUAUGUGAAUAGAUUGCUACAAGCAGAGAGGUCUGAAGAGGCGUUUAAAUAUUUAUUAUCUGUUUUGGAAAAUUCUAGCAGUAUUUCGUUAAUGAAACGGAAGCAACUCUCCAAUCUAUUGUUUGAAUGCUUUAUGCAAAAAUUAAUUUCAACCUCAGAGAUUAACACGGAAAUUUUAAAGCAAUUUAGACAAUUUUUAUUGACCAAUACUGAUAUUAAUCCACAAGCUGUGAUUUCUCAACUCGUUCAAUAUUGCUGCUGCAAUGAUAUCAAAUUCAGUAACCCGCAAGAUUCCUCAUUGAUUAACAUGGAACUAAUAUUGGAAAUUGCCCACAAACAUAACUUGAUGAAAUUUACACUUCAGUUUUUAGUUUCGCGAGGUUAUAUUUCUGUACUCUCAGAAAAUGGAGGUAUCAAAUAUCUUUAUGACAAUGAAUAUGGCUAUUUAACUCAAAGCAUUGGUUGUGGCGUGUUGCUACAACACUGUACAGCAAAUACUAAAGCCAAAUUUUUAUUGGAAUAUUUAGAGCAAAUGCGUAUGAUAAGACUUAAAACCUUCAUGAACGAGACCAUUCAAAGAGAGCCAUCGGAUGAUUUCUUUAGCAUGGACUUUAAAUCACGAAAACAACAAGUUAAGCAAGAUGUCACAUCUCAGCAGGCUAACUCCUCACCCAUCAAACAACAAUUAUUCUUUGAAGACUCUCUUGAAGCCAUUCAGUACAACUCCAAACUUUUCGACAUGCUUAUCAACCUUCUUCCUCAUAUCGACGACAUUUCCAUUCUCACCACAAUUUGUAACAGAUUUAAUCCAGAAGAAAAUGCGAAUAUCUCAAAAGAAACAAGGCAAAGCGCGUCUAGCUUAGUAAGAGAGCCAACAUAUGCGAGGUAUUUCCACUAUCCAUAUAUUCAUCUAGAGCAACAUUUGGAGAUUUUUAUAGUAGCUAUGUUGUGUCUAGUAAGAUUGAAACGAAAAUUGACCGAUACUUUUGUGGAUAAUCAUACGUCUUCUACUACUGGGUAUUUGGUAACAAACUUGACCUCAAAUAGUCUCUACAGUCACACUCAAGAAAAGUUAGAGCAGUGUGUGAAAUGUUAUAACAUGUACAGGAAACAAUUCAUCGUCUCAUGUUGCUUAAAAUUCAACAAUAAGUCAGUCUUGGCUUUAAUUUAUGAAAAGGAUGAAAUGUGGAUUGAUGCUCUGUGUUGCAAGCUUGUGCAAAUCAAAGAAAACUAUUCAGAAUAUAUGAAACAUACCAAAGACAAUGAUAAUGCGACAUCAAUCAUUGACAACACUUUGAAAUACUACUUUACAAUAUUUGACAGAUAUCUUACCAACAAAACCAAUGAUCUUGACGAAGAAUCCAAACUCAAAAUACUUGAAAAAUUAUUCACAUUCUAUUAUAACAUGCAGUUUCCAACAUCCAAACUUGAAGAACACUGUAUCAAGAAUAUACAUGUAAUAGGAGACAUACUAUCCAUAUUAUUACUGUUACAAAAUACCUCAAGCGUGAAUUCUCAAGCGCUCAAAAAGAAUCUUAAAUUUUCACACAACUUUUAUCUCAAAAUUACACAAAGUUAUGUGAGAAACGUAAAGAGAAACGAACGAGAUGAAGAAAGAUCUAUCAGAAAUCUCACACAACAAAUUCUUAGAAAUAUGGAGAAAGACAUUUACAAGAGAAAUCAUAUUACAGUUUCAAACUCAGACAUUGCAAAACUUUCACAGCAAAGUCAAGACGAUAGAAUUGUUGUUUUUACUUGUGGAGAUCAUUAUACACGGUCCAAUUUCACUUCUAAUAUUCUUAUUGAUUUCAAAAACCGUGUGAACCAACUUGUUUUAGCCAUGCCCUCUGAGACUAACAAAAGCAUAGUGAACACUGCAACAGAAAUAAUUUUGAAAGAUUAUCAAAAUAUGAUAGAAGAAAGGAGUCUUCACACAAAUCAAGCAUGUCCUGUUUGUGUCUAUAACUUUUUCUUAAAGAACGAGAAGGCUAAAAUACUCAAGUUGAAACCACAAACAACACGCAUGUUACAUCAACAACCUAUAGUCAACAACACUCCACCCUUGAGCGAUCAAGCAUUGCAAUAUUUGAAUUACAUCGAAAAGCUCCCAUCUUGGUCAUUACUAAAAUGA